Molecule: messenger RNA, 6678 nt
Organism: Coregonus sp. 'balchen'
Lineage: Eukaryota; Metazoa; Chordata; Actinopteri; Salmoniformes; Salmonidae
Source: the annotation of a GenBank genome assembly
GGUGAACCAUCUCUCCCAAAGAGAUUCUCACCAGAGCUUGGCGAACUCCUAUGUGACAUCUUCCAACAAGACCCGACCAUUAGGCCUUCAACUGGUGAAAUCAUGGCGAAACCCUUCAUUAUCAGUUUCCUCACAAAAAAGGUUUGCUAUGCAAUAUCAAUCAAUCAAUUGUUCAAUAUGUCUGUUUAUCCAUCCAACCAUCCACGUUUCCAUUCAUUCAUUCAUCUAAAUGUAUUCAUGCAUUUCUACAGAGUCAAAAAACUGUGGAGGAACUCCAGACAACCUUAGACAAGCUGAGAACUCUGGCAGACGGCUUGGAGCGUUUACGCAAAUGCAGCACCAUAGGCAGUCUGACGGGAGGUGUUAUUGGGGCAGCUGGAGUAGAAUUGUAGAAUUACCUCUACAGUGGGGCUCAUCCUGGCUCCCUUCACUCUGGGCGCCUCCCUGAUCGUCACUGGGGUGGGUAUUGGGGUGGCUGUCGCUGGUGGAGCCACAGCCGGAGUAUCCAACAUCACCAACAUGGUCAAUCAGUCCAACAACCGCCUAGCCAUGAAGAACAUCAUCAAGAAGUUCCAGGAGAAGAUGAACUCUGUGGUGACAUCUUUACAAGACAUCGAUACCAAAGAGAUCCACAACAUCCGACAGGCAAAGGCGAAUGAACAGUCUGGUGAUACCAGUAAGUUAGAAAUGAUGGACACAGACUCCACCACUGAGCUGAACCCUGGGUGUGAAGAACCAAAGGCUGAGGUCAAAUCAGAGAGCUAUACGUUUAUCCAGUAAAUCAAACAGACAGCUGAUCAGUUACAGGAGAACCUGGACGAAGUGAAUAACGUCAUCUCAUUCAUUCCUAAAAUAGAGGACUAUUACUUAGGCAACUGAACAACUCAGUAAUUGUGCGAGAUGCAUAAACAACAGAUCCAAUCAUACUUUUAUAUGCAACUUCUCUGCAAUAGACAGGUACGGGCAGAUCAUUCAAUAUGUCUGUUAAUCCAUCCAACCAUCUACAUUUCCAUUCAUUCAUUCAUCUAAAUGUAUUCAUGCAUUUCUAUAGAGUGAGAAAACUGUGGAGGAACUCCAGACAACCUUGGACAAGCUGAGAACUCUGGCAGAUGGCACAAAGGCACCAGAGACCAUUACGUUUUUCCAGUAAAUCAAAUAGACAGCUAAUCAGCUACAGGAGAGCCUGGACAAAGUGAGUAACGUCAUCUCAUUAAUUCCUAAGAUAGAGGACCGUUACUUAGACAACUGAACUACUCAUUGAUUGUACGAGAUGAAUAAACAACAGAUGCAAUUAUACAUUAAUAUGUAACUUCUCUGAUAAUACUAAAUGGUACAGAUCAAAAUCUAUAUCACAGACACCUGUACUUCUGAAAUGUUACAUUUUAUAUCAUAACCGUCGGGAUUUGAUCUGUAUAUUAUUUUCAUCAGGGUCACAAGUACCUGGACCUAAAGGGGAGAUAGGGGAGCCAGGAGGUAAGCAACAGUCCAUCUGAGAAACAUUAUUGGAAUAUAAAUGUUCAUGUUAUUUCAGUUACCAAGGUUGAAGAAACAAAUGAGUCUAGUGUCAUGUUAUUUCACAUGCAAGACUCCAGUUAGAUCAGCCAUUUACUAUCUUAGAUCCAUCAGCUCAAAGCCAGGUUGAUAUUACUUGUCAUCCAAAUAUUGCUAUAAUAUAUUACAUUUAAAUUAGACUAUGAUAUUUUCCCCACAAAAUGAGUUGGAUAGCCUACCUUUGGAUUCCUAUUAAUCUUUAACCAAAGACAAUUCCCAAAGCUUACAAAGCAAUACUACUCUACCACAUCUAGCAGCUAGUAAGCAGAGCUAGGCAGCUAGCAAACUGUUUUAAUGAAACACAAGAUUUUAAAAAAUAGCAAACUGAUGCAUGUAUGUUAAACUGUUUUCUCAGAUUUGUUGACCUGUUAAUAUAAAUUCUUCAUUUAUUUUUAGCAGUGUGCCAAAAAGGAAAACACUUAUCAUUAUUUCACCCUGUUAUACUGUUCAACUGAUAAUACAUAUGUGUUUCAGGUACAGAGGACAACAAAAAGCAUGAAAAAAUCAACAAAUUGACAACAGUAUACAGCUCUUGUUUCAUCAUUUGAACUUUAUUUCAGCCUAAAGGCAUAUGAGUUCCUGUAAAUCACAUGAUCUGAAUGCUUUGGUUUAGCCCCCACUUCCCUAUAGUCUCUCCCAGCUGACACACCGGUUGAUAGUUGAUCCAUCAUUGCUUAACAUGUAAUGCAAUAUGGGUGUGUUUGUUUGAUCAAACCACGUAAGCAGAGGAGGAGUCCUGCAUAAAAGACUGGAACUCCUAUUCAAAUCGUAGGUAAGGUAAUGCAGCAACACAACCAGAAGACAGAAAAGCAAAGGUAAACCUGUGUAAAUAACAUAUACACCUUACUGGUAUGUUUGUAUUAUUGCAAACCAAUCUGUUUAUACACUGAGUGUACAAAAUAUUAGGAACACCUGUUCUUUCCAUGACAUAGACUGACCAGGUGAAUCCAGGUUAAAGCUAUGUUCCCUUAUUAAUGUCACUUGUUAAAUACACUUCAAUCCGUGUAGAUGAAGGGGAGUAGACAGGUUAAAGAAGGGUUUUCAAGCCUUGAGACAAUUGAGACAUGGAUUGUGUAUGUGUGCCAUUCAGAGAGUGAAUGGGCAAGACAAAAUAUUUAAGUGCCUUUGAACGGGGUAUGGUAGUAGGUGCCAGGAGCACUGGUUUGAGUGUGUCAAGAACUGCAACGCUGCUGGGUUUUUCACGCUCAACAGUAUCCUGUGUGUAUGAAAAAUGGUCCACCACCCAAAGGACAUCCAGCCAACUUGACACAACUGUGGAAAGCAUUGGAGUCAACAUGGGCCAGCAUCCCUGUGGAACACUCUCGACACUUUGUAGAGUCCAUGCCCCGACGAAUUCAGGCUGUUCUGAGGGCAAAAGGGGUGCAACUCAAUAUUAGGAAGGUGUUCCUAAUGAUUUGUGACCUCAAUGUAUAUUAAAAUGUAUUUUAUUGAUUAAAAAAAAAGUGUAUAUUGCUAAUUGACAUGAGUGAAACACAGUUUCCAGUGAAAUCUAAAGAUGGGGAAAACACAGAGUGUCCUCGAGAAGAAAGGAUACACUACCCAGAAGGAGGUAGAGCAUGGUGUCAUAGCUACUGACAAAGAUGGUGACCAGUUUGUCAUUAAAGAGAUCAAACUGAAUGAGGUAAGUAGGAACUAUUUGUUAUUUCUGAAUUGAUUACAUCUUAGUUUUUUUUGUAUGAUCACAGAUGGAUAGGAUACACAAUUGGUUUUCAAUUAUAGUCAACUCUGCAGGUGCAAAAAUAAUGAUUGAUAAUGAUUGAUAAUGACAUGUAUUGAAACACUUAUCUUUCAAUAAGUCACAUACUGUAUCUGACUUGAACUCCGGUGCUAGAGAAAUUGUCUCAGAGGUUGAAACCCUCAGACAGAUUAGUCAUCCCCACAUUGUAAGCUACAAAAACUCAUUUCUAGGUAACUACAUCAUUAACUUUGUUGUUUUAUUUGUAUUUUUAUGUAUUUUCAUUUGUUUCAGACACAGUGUAUUGGGAUUACAAGUUAAUACAGUAUCAGCAACUUCAACAAAUGAGGUACUACAGUAUCAAUAUGUUUCACGAUUAGUAUUCUCAAGUAGUAUUCACACACAAACUACUUAUACAUUUUCACAGAGGAUAACUGCUACUAUAUAGUGACAGACCAUUGUGCGAAGGGAAAUCUCUCACAGAAGAUACAAGAGCAGACGACUAACCCUACAGAAGAGUACUCUGAGAAGGUAGCCAAUGUAAUAACUAGAAAAUUCCACACCACAACUGUUUUAAUGUUAGGCUAAGCAGACAUUCCUUUGAUACCUUCACAGAUUAUGGACUGGUUUGUCAAGAUCUGCAUGGCCCUGAAGCAUUUACAUGACCAGGGCAUUCUUCACCGAAAUCUGAGACCCCAGGUACUGCCAAUAGAAUCUCAUGCAAAGGCUAUUAGUUUAAAGAUAGCCUGGAAAUAAACUUAAAGAAAAAGGAGGGUUGAUGAAAUGUAAGGUUUUAUGUAAAGCCUUGUUAAACAAUCAACUGCAUGUUAUGAUCUGGGGGGGAUUGUUGACUUACAUUUACAUUUACGUCAUUUAGCAGACGCUCUUAUUCAGAGCGACUUACAAAUUGACUUCACAGCAAUACAAAUAGAGAUCAUUGCAAUAACUUAUGAUAUGAUUCAUAUCAGUGCCUAAUUGAAAUAAUGGAAUGUCAUAAACUGUUGCUUAAUGUCUCAACUGUACAAUGGUAUUUUCUUAUCUGUACUAGAGAAUACCUCUUACAGAAUUUGAAUCACUUCAUUUGGGAGCUUAGGAAGUGUCAAUGUAAACUAUGUUACUUUGGUAAUUAUAAAAGGCUCAUGAAGAAUUGACAGAACAUACAUUUAUAGUUACAUCAAUUAAUAGAUUAGAAUUUUUGAUUACAUAAAUUAGUAGUUCAAUAUUUAAAAAAAAAAUUAUUUUCUGCUCUUGUGCCUAUAUUUUUUAUCAGGGCUACCAACAAGGAUGGAACAGUGGGUUAUUUAGGCCCAGAGAUUCUGACUGGUGGAAUGUAUGACACCAAAAGGUAGAAAAAAUGUUUGUAAUUUUGUAAGAAAGUUUGUAAUUUCCCUACAUUUUUAAAGUGAGAUGAGAAUGAAAUCACAAAAGCUAACAAAACAUUUGAGGUUAGAUAAUCCCUCAUUUACUGCAAUUUGAACCCUCUGUCACAAGGCUUACGAUGUGGUAUCAUAGAAUUACAUAAAAUAUGUCAAAGUCAUGUCACAAGCAAUACAGUAUGUUAGAUACGCCAGGCCAAUAGGAUGGCAUAGACAAUUAUGAAAAUGUAAAGUAAGUUGACAAUUGCAUUUGCUGUCAUGGCUGUUACCACACACACACACACACACGCACACACACACAGUUAUCGUAGGAUGUGUUUGACAGAUUUAUGAAGGCUUUAUAACAGGGUUAUAAAUGUGAAAAUAAUUACAUUAUAAGCGUGAGCAUUAUCCAGUGUAAAAUAAUGAUAAUUACAUGAGAAUUAAUGUGUUUAUUUUCCAUCCUUUGCAGUGAUAUUUGGUCCUUGGGAUGUGUGCUAUAUGAAUUGUGUAUGCUUCAGUGCGCAGUAAGUAAUCCUGCAUUCAAAUGCUCGUCGUAAUUUCAAAUUUUCCAGUUGGUGAAGUUGUUUACAACACAUGUGCUGUCAAAUAGUUUCAUAAAGUAGGAAUAAUUAUUCAACCAAUGAGAUAAUUGAAUCUACCCAGCUGGCUUAAGAUAGCUAACAUUGACAAAGUUAAACAUGUAUUUUAUAAAAAUUAUUAAGAUUGUAAGAUUGCUCUGUUUUAUCACUUUUCAGCUGAAAAGUUAAAAGAUCAGAUACCAAAACUUGUAAACUCGGGUUGCCAAAUUAUGACUUGAAGGGUCGAUCAACAUCCAAUAAUUCCAACACCACUUAAAAGCAUUCUAUUUUGCCUGUCCACUACCUAGCUAAAGAUGGAUAUUGUGUGAUCAUAGACAGUUGUUUCUUCGCAGUUCACUGCAGAGAGCACAAUCAAGCUCAUCCCCCAAAUAUUGGGAGGUCCUUACCCAUCUCUCCCAGAGAGCUUCUCAUCUGAGCUAUGCGAUCUCCUGUAUGACAUCUUCCAACAAGACCCAAGCAUUAGGCCUUCAGCUGGUGAAAUCAUGGCGAAACCCUUCAUUAUCAGUUUCCUCGCAAAAAAGGUUUGCUAUGCAAUAUCAAUCAAUCAAUCAUUCAAUAUGUCUGUUAAUCCAUCCAACCAUCUACGUUUCCAUUCAUUCAUUUAUCUAAAUGUAUUCAUGCAUUUCUAUAGAGUGAGAAAACUGUGGAGGAACUCCAGACAACCUUGGACAAGAUGAGAACUCUGGCAGACGGCUUGGAAAGUAUGCACAAAGGCACCACCAUAGGUAGUCUGACGGGAGGUGUUAUUGGGGCAGCUGGAGGAAUCACCUCCUUGGUGGGGCUCAUCCUGGCUCCCUUCACUCUGGGCGCCUCCCUGAUCGUCACUGGGGUGGGUGUUGGGGUGGCUGUCGCUGGUGGAGCCACAGCAGGAGUAUCCAACAUUACCAACAUGGUCAAUCAGUCCACCAACCACCUAGCCAUGAAGAACAUCAUCAAGGAGUUCCAGGAGAAGAUUAACUCUGUGGUGACAUCUCUACAAGACAUCGCUGAGGGUUUGGAGACAAGUAGCUCUCCUAAGAUAGAAAACGGCUGUGUCAAUGCAGAGGCCGUUGCUAUUGCUGGGGCGAGGGCUGGGAAAGGCCUAGCAGGCCCCAUUGAACUCUUCAGACUACUCAGGGUGGCCAAAAUUGGAAAGAUGGCAGCCCAAACUGCCAGGGCAGUGCGUGUGGCAGAGGUGGUGACAGGAAUAUUUUCAGCUUUUUUUUGUAGCGGUUGACAUCUUCUUCAUCGCCAUGGAUGCCAAAGAGAUUCACAACAUCUGACAGGCGAAGGUGAAUGAACAGUCUGGUGUGACACAGACUCCACCACUGAGCUGAAGCCUGGAUGUGAAUAAUCAAAGGCUGAGGUCAAGUCAGAGACCAUUAAGUUCAUCCAGACGAUCAGACAGACAGCUGAACAGCUACAGGAGAGCCUGGACGAACUGAGUGACGUCAUCUCAUUCAUUCCUAAAAUAGAGGACUGUUGCUUAGACAAC